GAGCCAUUCAGAAAUUGACCUUCGUGGACCUUAGCCUUUACGUGGAGUUUGGUGAGGAUAUCGGAUUGCAUCCUUUAGGAAUUUUCGAUAUCGUAUGCGGCAUUCUGCUGUAGAGGAACUCGAUUUAGCCUUACAGCUGGAUGCAUUGACUCUAAGCCCCAACCCGGAUCUGGAGGUGCCUAAUCCUGAUUUUGUCCGUAUGCUCAGGAAGACUCAAGCGAUAUACACCCUUCACGAAUUCACCGCUGUCCUCUAUCGUUUCGACUACAGGAAGAUAUAUAUACCUCUGUCCGUCGACCUGCGGCACACAUUAUCACACUUGGAAAUCGAUAUGGCAAAGUAUCAUGCAAGCAAGGAAGCUGAAAGCAGGUGGACGACUUUUCGCACGGUUGGCCCUAUCUCCACGCCGUCCUGCGACGUCUCCCAAAAUCCGUUGAGCAGUUCACAGUAAGCCUUAUCUUGAUGAGCGAUCCGAAGAAUCGUUACCGCAACGCAUUCAAGAACUCGCGAAGCGGCAACGCCCAAUGGACUCUGAUUCGGGUUGAACUCCGGGAAUUUGCUAGUCUACGGU
Messenger RNA from Somion occarium, 571 nucleotides. The record is from the annotation of a GenBank genome assembly. NCBI's taxonomy places the organism in Eukaryota, Fungi, Basidiomycota, Agaricomycetes, Polyporales, Cerrenaceae.